CCCUCAGCUUCUCCCUCAGCCCGUGCAUUCCAACUUUCUUUUCACUCACACUCAUCACAUGUAACUAUCUCUAGCAUGUGCAAUUCAUCUCUCCGUCUGGCAAUCAUUCAUCCAAACCCUCCUGGCAUGACUGACCCGACUGACCACUGACUAAAGAAGCCCAGCCCCGCCAAUCGCUUGUCAGACGCCGAUAAGGUACAAACGAAAACAGAAAACACCCCCUCAAAGGACUCCCCCCGGAAAGUCGGACAUUUCGGUCAGCCUGCUUCCCAGUCGCCAAUCAUAGCAAAGAUGGCCUUAGCCUUGGGGUCCCAUCAUGCCAGCCAACCACCGCUUACCCGAUCAUUAUAUACCGUUUCGGCGGAACCCUCUAUAUUUCCCACCACUUCCUCCCCCGCGGCUUGGGUCACUCCAGCACACGACCAGCUUCUCCUCACCGCGCAGCCGUCCUCAGACACAGAACUCGACUCGGAACUCGCGACUGUCAUCGUCCCUGUCGACCCCAACACUACUCGACACCAACCUCCAUAUGAACCGGUGAUCGGGAAGGCCUUGGAGGGAGAAGAGCAGAUGGGUCCCGUCAAGACAAAGGCCACCAUUGGUGUGCUGUCGACUAUUAUAUUUUACAUGUGUGCCAACAGCAUCCUGCGGGCCACACGUCCAGAGGUAUUCAUUUGGCAAGAUGAAGACCGCGAGGAAUCCAGCUGGAUCGCUACCUCCAGGUAUUGGCUUGACAGGAAAUGCUGCCGCUGGCUGGGCGUCUGCGGUGCAUUCCACAUACAUUACAUCUCGGAGCACGACAAGUUUGGCCAUCGUCCCUCGAUAAAUCACCGAGAGCGCUUGGUGGUUCCCACGCCCGACUGGGACUGGCAGCAUGCCUGGACAGAGGGCAAUGAUCGGCCUGAAGACUGGACUCGCGAUGAACGAGUGCUGAGGGAGAUCCCAGACUACGUGUACGAGUAUGCUCCUCUCGUCCAUCUCUACUCAGGAGAACAGUUCUGGCCGUGCGACAUUGCUGAGCACCUCUACCACAUCACCCCAACCUUGAACUACACGCCGGUCCAGUCCGAGCAGCAGCACCCGUCGCUCCAGGACUUGGACGAGCUGAACCAGUGGGACAAGGGUCGGUGGGUGUUUCUGACUAGCAACGACAACGUGGAAGAACGGCCAGACUGGUUGGAGGGAGAGAAGAACAUCCCAACAGGACCGCCGAGGCCAGAUGACCCAUUCGAAGACAACGAGGGCUGGGUCCACAAACCAGGAAGAACGUAUCUUCAAGGUGUGAAGGAUGCAUUGGAUGACGCGAAAGAAUGGUUUGCACCGGACUUGGAUGGUUUCGAGGCAGACGACGAUUUUCAAAUGACGGCCUCGGGCCAAUCAGAGCAAACGCAGACCGCACGCCGGAUUCAUCAUGAAUUGAGACGCUCAACCGCUGCGGAUCACGCGCCGCCAGACAGGCUCCGAGGGGGUCGGAGCGAUGCGCCUGCAGUUCUGAUCACCGUCAACAAGGGCCAUGGCAUCGUCGACGCCUUUUGGUUCUUCUUCUACAGCUUCAACUUAGGGAACGUGGUGCUCAAUGUCCGCUUCGGCAAUCACGUGGGCGACUGGGAGCACACCGCCAUUCGAUUCCAACACGGCAAGCCGAAAGCCGUUUUCUUCAGCGAGCACAACUUCGGAUCCGCCUACAGCUACGAAGCUGUGGAGAAGAUUGGGAAGCGCCCUAUUAUCUAUUCCGCUUAUGGCACCCAUGCCAUGUAUGCGACACCCGGCACCCACCCGUACAUCCUGCCAUGGGGGAUUCUUCACGACAUGACUGACCGUGGGCCUUUAUGGGAUCCAGCUUUGAAUUCGCACGCUUAUACAUAUGAUUACAAGAACGACACCCUGCGGUCGUCGAACCAUACCCCGAACGCCCCGACCGAAUGGUUCCACUUUGCCGGCCACUGGGGGGAUAAAUUUUACCCUCUGGGUGAUAAACGGCAAUACCGGUUCGCCGGACAAUACCACUAUGUCAACGGCCCACUGGGCCCAAAAUUCAAGCAUCUGGGGAGGAAGAAGAUCUGUCAAGGGCCAGAAACGGCACCUUGCGUGGUCAAGAAUUGGCUAGGCAGUGGGGAUAAGAUUGGCCAUUUACGUCUGUCCACACUUGAAGAAGAGGAAGGAGACAACGACCUAUAGACGAGUGCGCGAGGAUGUGCAGACGAGACACGGGAUACGGAUAUGACUCUAGUGAUGUCUUUUUCACAUUUGUUUACAGUCCUUUGAUGACCAGCAUCAUGAUACCCUUUGCGAUACAGGUUUUGGAGGGCAGGAUGGCAUUGGCGGACGGCGUUCUGGGGAGAUCUACAGGAUCUUUGUUUCAUUAUCAGAUUAUCGCUUGAUACCCUCCUGCUAUAGACUCGGUUGGAUAUCUACGACUGCCUACUGUACCAACGGCUGAAUACAAGAACAGUGAAUGAGCAGUGGUCUAUAAUUGGCAAGUUGAACAGGACUGUUCUUUCCC
Molecule: messenger RNA, 2503 nt
Organism: Cladophialophora immunda
Lineage: Eukaryota; Fungi; Ascomycota; Eurotiomycetes; Chaetothyriales; Herpotrichiellaceae
Exons: 2
Coding region: 292-2178 (628 amino acids)
Source: RefSeq, a predicted model, not a curated record